Molecule: messenger RNA, 1644 nt
Organism: Venturia canescens
Lineage: Eukaryota; Metazoa; Arthropoda; Insecta; Hymenoptera; Ichneumonidae
Gene: CycC
Product: cyclin C
Exons: 5
Coding region: 273-1073 (266 amino acids)
Biological process (GO): positive regulation of transcription by RNA polymerase II
Cellular component (GO): mediator complex; nucleus
Molecular function (GO): cyclin-dependent protein serine/threonine kinase regulator activity
Source: RefSeq, a predicted model, not a curated record
CACAGUUUAUGUUUUUGUCAGAAAAGGAAUCAACAACGUUUGAAACUAGUUUGAAAGUUAGAAAAUAUUUCAAUGUGCUGUAAGAAGCCAAUUUUUGGUGGGAAUUUUUUUACUGCAUUCAUAUUGGACUAUUCCAAUUUUAAACGUGUAUUUAUCUAAAACGAUAUCAUGUUGAUUGAAACAUCGGAAUUAACGCGAAUAAAUCUAUGAUCGAAUACCGGUGCAUAUUUCGAAUCUUAACCUCAAGUUUUAGAUUCAAUCCUCAAUAAAUAAUGGCUGGAAAUUUUUGGCAAAGCUCGCAUCAUCAACAAUGGUUAUUGGAUAAACAGGAUUUGGUGAGAGAAAGACAACACGAUCUUUCUAUAUUGGCCGAAGACGAAUACCAGAAAUUGUUCAUCUUCUUUUCCUAUUUGAUUCAAGUUCUGGGAGAACAGUUGAAGUUAAGACAACAAGUAAUCGCUACUGCCACUGUUUAUUUCAAGAGAUUUUAUGCUCGUAAUAGCCUCAAAUGUAUCGAUCCGCUCUUACUGGCCCCGACUUCAGUUUUUUUAGCUUCUAAGGUAGAGGAAUUUGGCGUGAUAUCCAACACAAGACUGAUUAGCACUUGCCAAACUGUAGUAAAAAACAAAUUCAACUACGCUUAUUCCCAAGAAUUUCCAUAUCGAACGAAUCACAUACUCGAAUGUGAAUUUUAUCUCCUGGAACACUUGGACUGUUGUCUCAUAGUGUAUCAACCUUACCGUCCUCUCUUGAUGCUCAUCCAAGAUGUUGGUCCUGAUGAUCAACUUCUUACAUUAGCAUGGAGAAUCAUUAAUGACAGUCUCAGAACUGACGUUUGUUUACUUUAUCCUCCUUACCAAAUAGCCAUAGGUUGUUUGCAAAUAGCAUGUGUGAUAUUACAAAAAGAUCUUAAAUCGUGGUUCGCUGAGUUAAAUGCUGACAUGGAGAAAAUUCAAGAAAUAGCUCGAUAUAUAAUUAAUCUUUACGAAUUGUGGAAGACCUACGACGAGAAAAAAGAAAUUCAGGGGUUGCUGUCCAAAAUGCCAAAACCCAAAGCAGCACCACAACGCUGACACGAGGGUGAAUACAAUUGUCUGUACGAAACACCGGAGAGUUUGUAGUUUAUUUCCAUCUUGUACGAGAAUAACUUAUGGAAAUAACGGAAGUGAUAAAAAAAGACAGAAACCUGCAGCAUUUGCAGAGAUUACAAUUGGGACUUGCAUUUCAAUCUCGUAUUUAUUUGAUUUAUCGGUACGGUGAGAUAAAAAUUUAUCUCGUGAGUAAAAAAGCGACUAAAAAAAUGCGUCAAGAUUUCGAGGAUAUGAGAAAAGUAAGAAAACUAACGUUUAUUUAUGUACAAUCAUUUUCUGAGACGAUUCUCGUUACAUCGAACCCUUUGAAUAACGUUUGUAAAACUUUUUUACAUCGUCGUGACCAGCUUUCGUUACGACCAUCGUUCGUUUUCUGCAAAAAACCAAAAACAUUCUUUAAUUGACGAAAACAAACAAUUUUGAAGUUUGCUGCGGUUGCGAAUCGAAAAAUUCUUUUUCUAUUCAUCUCUACUCUUUUCCAGAAGAGACCGAAAAUAUUCUAUGUUGAAAUAAAUAAAAAUCGAAAUUUGCGAAAUAAAUUCAUUCAAGGCAA